Molecule: messenger RNA, 2513 nt
Organism: Apus apus (common swift)
Lineage: Eukaryota; Metazoa; Chordata; Aves; Apodiformes; Apodidae
Gene: MARCKS
Product: myristoylated alanine rich protein kinase C substrate
Exons: 3
Coding region: 161-967 (268 amino acids)
Biological process (GO): central nervous system development; actin filament organization
Cellular component (GO): plasma membrane; actin filament bundle; cytoplasm
Molecular function (GO): calmodulin binding; actin filament binding
Source: RefSeq, a predicted model, not a curated record
GAAGCCCAUUCAUCUGUGCACUUGGGCGUUGGACUCCGCAUCUUAUUAGCAACCAGGGAGAUUUCUCCAUUUUCUCCUUGUCUACCUAUUUAUACCAACCCAAGGCUCUUUGUUUCCCCUCCUUUUGGAUCUGUUGAGUUUCUUUGUUGAAUAAGACAGCAUGGGUGCCCAGUUCUCCAAGACCGCUGCAAAGGGCGAAGCCGCCGCCGAGAAGCCCGGGGAAGCAGUGGCUGCAUCUCCAUCCAAGGCGAAUGGACAGGAGAACGGCCACGUGAAGGUGAACGGCGACGCGUCCCCCGCGGCGGCGGAGGCGGGCAAGGAGGAGCUGCAGGCCAACGGCAGCGCGCCCGCCGAGGAGACGGGCAAGGAGGAGGCGGCCUCGUCGGAGCCCGCCUCCGAGAAGGAGGCGGCCGAGGCGGAGAGCACCGAGCCGGCCUCCCCGGCGGAGGGCGAGGCCUCCCCCAAGGCCGAGGAGGGCGCGACCCCCUCGUCCAGCAGCGAGACCCCGAAAAAAAAAAAGAAGCGCUUUUCCUUCAAGAAGUCCUUUAAGCUGAGCGGCUUCUCCUUCAAGAAGAACAAGAAGGAGGCCGGGGAGGGCGCCGAGGGCGAGGCCGGCGCCGCGGCGGAGGGGGCCCGGGAGGAGGCGGCGGCCCCCGAGGCGGCGGGCGGCGAGGAGGGCAAGGCGGCCCAGGAGGCCUGCGCGGCCGCGGCCGGCAGCGCCCAGCCGGGCACGGAGGAGGCGGGGGACUCGCAGGAGGCCGCAGCGGACGAGGCCGCCUCCGAGAAGGCGGCGGGAGAAGAGGCCCCGGCCGAGGAGGAGCAGCCGCCGCCGCAGCCGCAGCCGCAGCCGGAGGGGCAGGCGGAGCAGGCGGCGGGCAGCGGGGAGCAGGAGGCGGCCCCGGCGGAGGAGCCGGCGGCGCGGCCGGAGCCGCCGCCCGAGGGCAGCGCGGCGGGCUCGGCGGAGUAGGCGCCGGCGCUGGACUGUGCUUCCCCCGCGGCGUCGGAGCGGUGCCAGGUACUGGUCUCGGAGAACUUGCCCACAGCCAGGGACUGAGUUACACGAUCGCUCGUUUUCUUUUCCCCCUCCCCCCCCCGCAGCCCCCGGCUCCCGCCGCUGAGUCUGUCGCCAUUCCAGGGGCAGGGGCCGGGCCUGCCCUCCCCCCGCCCCCCGGGCUUUGCUUUGGGGCGGUGCUUUUUGUGUUCUUUUUUUUUUUUUUUCAUCAGUAUUAACGUUUUGUUUCGGUUGGUUGGUCCGGGAUAUUAUCUCUUUUUUUUUUAUUAUUUUUUUUUUUAUUAUUAUUUUUUCGCGUCGGUGGUUUUGUUUGGAUCCGUGUCGUCGUUGAUGGUUGAUUUGUUUUGUUGGUUUGUUUCUUUUUUUUAAACGAGACACUUCGCGACUCUUCUUCACGUUCCUCAAUCCCGUCCCGGUCGGUCGGUGGACGUGCCCAUAGAUGAAGGAGAUGGGUGGGUCAAUCAAAGGGAUCCGAAAUGAAGUGACGGGGCCGCAGAGGGGACCCGGGGCGCAGCCCUUGCCGGGAGCCUGUCCCGCCAGAAACCAUCCGAGGGGUUAGGCUUGCUUUUUUUGGGGGGGGGGGUUGUCGUUUGUUUGUUUGUUUGUUUUUCUUCGUUUCGUUUUUAACAAAAAAAAAAAAAAAGGAAAAAAAAAAAAAGCGCCACAAACAGAAAACACACACACAAAAAAAAAAACAACACGGGGAAAAAAAGAAAAAAAAAAAAGAAAGUUAUUACGAUGUAUUUUGUGAGGCAGAUGUUCUAUAAGGUUUACAACACUACAAGUCUUGAUUAAGAAGGAAAGGAAAAAAGGAAAAAAAAAAAUAAAAAUAAAAAUCAAUACCCAGAUAAAGAGAUCAUAGUCUUAGGAAUUCAUUUAAACCAUAGGAACUUUUCACUUAUCUCAUGUUAGCUGUAUCAGUCAGUGAUUAAGUAGAAAUACAAGUUGUAUAGGCUUUAUUGUUUAUUGCUGGUUUAUGACCUUAAUAAAGUGUAAUUAUGUAUUACCAGCAGGGUGUUUUUAACUGUGACUAUUGUAUAAAAAAAAAACAAAAAACAAAACAAAAACAAACAAAUCUUGAUAUCCAGAAGCACAUGAAGUUUGCAACUCUUUCCACCCUGCCCAUUUUUGUAAAACUGCAGUCAUCUUGGACCUUUUAAACACAAAUUUUAAACUCAACCAAGCUGUGAUAAGUGGAAUGGUUACUGUUUAUACUGUGGUAUGUUUUUGAUUACAGCAGACGAUGCUUUCUUUUCCAGUUGUCUUUGAAAAUAAAAGAAAACUCUUCAGAUGCAAUGUUUUUUUUUUUUCUUUUUUUGGGGUUUUUUUGUGUAGCAUCUUGUCUAUCAUGUUUUUGUAAAUACUGGAGAAGCUUUGACCAAUUUGACUUAGAGAUGGAAUGUAACUUUGCUUACAAAAAUUGCUAUUAAAACUCCUGCUUAAGGUGUUCUAAUUUUCUGUGAGCACACUAAAAGCGAAAAAUAAAUGUGAAUAAAAUGUA